AUGUCAGCAGGACACGGGACGAGGGUGAUACCACACGGUGCGGUGACGGGGGUGACGUAUAUGAAGGCGCAGAAUUGGGUUCAAGUCUCGGGCAUGGGUGACCUCACAAAGAUCAACGUCAAGCCAGGGGACUGGGGCGGUCAAUUUGACUCGGCCGAACAUCACCCGGAUGGGGCGAAGGUGUUUGGCGGGGCGGACAAGAAGGAGGCAUCUAGCUGGGUGACUAUGAUAUCGCCUGAUACGUUCUGCUUCCGGGCUUGCUUUGGCGACAAAGCAUACUGUCCUACCAACUUCGCCGACAAGGGCUGCUACGUCCUCCUGUCAGAAGGUGUCGGAGCAAGCGGGACUUUCCAAUCAUGUACAUCGGAUGACGGUCUCCCCCCGGCUCAACAAGGCGACAAGGCGCCCGAAUGGAAAGACUGCAAGACCGGCUCCAUUCCCAGUAAUGGCGGUCACGAUGGGGACCACUCACCACCCCAGCCUCAAGGUUCGGCUUCCAGCGUUCCUCCGGCUGCAUCGCCGUCCACUAGCUGGGUCGGGUUUCCCACCUGUAUACCGUGUCCUUCGAGCUCGGCUUCGGCGGGCGGGACCAUCCAGCAGGGUAUGACGCAGCUCGGUAGCGGGGCUCUCGCAGCUGUCGAGGUUGACAAGCCCUCGUCCAUCUCCGCUCCGCCCUCCUCAUCAUCGAGCGGCUCAAGUGGUGGUGGAGGUGGCGGAGGUGGCGGAGGUGGCGGAGCCGGCUUGAUACUGAAGAGGGACGAAACGACGACCACCAGUAAUGGUCAGUGCUGCUUCACUACCUGGACACCUACCGUAAUUGGCGGUCCAGGUGGCGCUGGUCCUACUGCGUCGUCGUCCUCGGCCGUCGCGCCGUCUGGAGCGCCCUCCAACGGCGCAUUGACGGGUGUCCAGCCAGUGAACGUCUCGGGUACCAACCUCAUCACCAACCCUAGCGCGUCCGGCUCGGUCAGCGGCGUCUCGGGCGCAUCGGCCGCUCCGAAGCCCUCAGGAAGUGGUGCGGGAGGCGGGAAUAUGACGGUGCCCGGCGGAGUGAAGAAUGGGACGAAUGGGACUGGGAAUGGGAGCGAGAGUUAUGGAAGUAAGGUGAUUUGGGGUGUAGAGGCGGGACCCGGCAUGGGUGGCGGAAUGGCGGUGGUAGUGACAUUAGCAGUAAUGCUUGGCGGGUGGGCGUUACUGUGA
This is a messenger RNA of Dioszegia hungarica, 1200 nucleotides long. RefSeq lists its product as uncharacterized. Lineage: Eukaryota; Fungi; Basidiomycota; Tremellomycetes; Tremellales; Bulleribasidiaceae. The record is from RefSeq and is a predicted model, not a curated record. Bases 1 to 1200 code for a protein of 399 amino acids. The transcript has 5 exons.